This is a messenger RNA of Magallana angulata, 1233 nucleotides long. RefSeq names its product phosphatidylinositol-glycan biosynthesis class F protein-like. The record is from RefSeq and is a predicted model, not a curated record. Gene Ontology annotation, cellular component: endoplasmic reticulum membrane. Lineage: Eukaryota; Metazoa; Mollusca; Bivalvia; Ostreida; Ostreidae. The transcript has 5 exons. Gene Ontology annotation, biological process: GPI anchor biosynthetic process. The coding region runs from base 250 to 939 and encodes 229 amino acids.
UCAAACCGAACUGUCAAAAAUGGGCGUUCCCCUUUACUGCUUUAUUGACCCACUUAAUCCAGGAGGUGAAAUAUUGGUAAGAUGUCUCCUUAUGAGGACAACUUUAACUUAUUAGGAAACACACGUGCACAUUAUAACGGUAACACCAUCUGUCAAGUCUAAACGCGAAACGUCAAUAAACGGAAAUGACGCGUUAUGUUUACAAACAUAAAUGCUCUCCUGUCGCGGAGGUGUGAUGCGUAGCUCAAGAUGUCUGCGCCCAUGAACACACGGCUCCCUUCCAAAGACGUUUAUUAUUUUACUAUACGAUCAAAUAUCUACCUGAUUGUGCUAAUUGCAGUGCUUACGUUUCUUCCAUGGAACACGGAGACAAUACUCGACAUCGUCUCUCAGACCUUAAGGUCGUCUGAGAUUAUAAUUGCUUCCAUUCUAACUUCUAAUUUGCUCAUUGGGGUGCAUGUUUCACAAAAGAGCAACUUCAUAAAGAAAUCGUUGUCAUAUAGGAUUCGUGCAAUCUUAAAAGGGGCUUGUUACUAUAUGUUAGCUACAUGCUUCUUUCAUGUAAUAGCUGUUCUUUAUGGGGCACCAUUUUUUGAAAAUAUUUCUCAGACCUUUCACUUUGGAGCUUUGUUGGCCAGCACUGCUGUUUUUCCAGGCCUGUGCAUCUUAGGGCUGAAUGUGUCAAACUGGAUAAGAGUAUUCUCACAAAAUGGAGCAGAUUUAGGGCCAGAGUCUGUCAUACAGGUUAGUGCUGUGUCCUCCAUUGUUGGAGCCUGGGUUGGUGCAUUUCCUAUACCACUUGAUUGGGACAGGGAUUGGCAGGAGUGGCCAAUCACUUGUAUGGUUGGGAAUCUGCUCGGCUACAUGACAGGGCUAGUGAUAUCGGCAAUUCAUUUGUGUGUUCGCUAUAAUCAACUGAGGAAACACAAAGUCACCUAACUGAAAAAGGAGAAAACCAUUUCAUUGGCAACCAUAUGCAUGUGAAUGAUAGUCAGAAUUUAUUACUGGACACAAAGAAUUUGCUUAUAUGUGCAUGUAUAAAUGGGAAACGGGUGUCUGUGUUGUGUUGCAUCAUCACACUGUAUAUCAAAUUGUUACAUGAACAGAAUUCACUGAAAUAGUGCAUAAUGUAUUUGUAGUCAUUUAAUUAUUUGUUUUUCAUGAUGAAAUAUUUUUGGAUUUUUUUAUAUUCAUUUUAUACCUCUAGUCUUGAAAUAAAAACGUUACACUUUA